Octopus bimaculoides (California two-spot octopus) is the source of this 2933-nucleotide messenger RNA. RefSeq names its product carboxypeptidase Q. The record is from RefSeq and is a predicted model, not a curated record. NCBI's taxonomy places the organism in Eukaryota, Metazoa, Mollusca, Cephalopoda, Octopoda, Octopodidae. Gene Ontology annotation, biological process: peptide catabolic process; proteolysis. Gene Ontology annotation, molecular function: metallodipeptidase activity.
ACCCUUUCACUUUAUCUCUGCCAUAUAAAACUUCACACAUCGAACCUCUAUCACGUCACCUUGCAAUGAAAUUAUUAUGCUCGCAAUCAUACAUUAAUAUUUAACAUAAAUUCAGAGCUCGUCAGCAGAAGUGGGUGUGUGGAUUUUCCCCGCACUAUUGGCGCUCAAAACUCGGUUGCAGUUGAAUAGUUUGUUCGAAAACAAAAUUAAUUUAAACUUUUAAGUCUUAUAGAGAGAAAACACUCCUGGUUCAUGAACUGAAAAUCAUACACACAUAUAUAUAUUCGCAUCUAUCUAUCUAAUAUAUAUAUAAAUGUAUGUAUGUGUGUUCAAUAAUUGUACUACAGAACUUUCGGAGUGUUUCGUAUGGUCUGUCUAGGUCCUAAAGAGUUAUUAUCAAAGAUAUUGUGUCGCUAGGUAUACACUGCUAAGUGUGUCCUUUAUUUCUGAUAAUAGACUGUGACUUAAGAAAAAUGUAGCUGCUAUUUCUAGUGAUGACAUAAAGCUUUGGCUUUGUAGGUAAGAACAUUAUGCAGACAAUUUACAUUGAAAUACUCGGUAGAUAAAACAGCUCUAAUUGGUGACUAACAUUUCUUGUUUCAUCGGUAAACACAGUAAGGCUGCUUCGGGUGGGUUUCAUGCCUUUUUUAAAUGAUACUUCACGAAGUGUAGCCUCUCUGUAAUUUUACAUAAGCAGUAGCUAAGAAAUCGAUAUUUAAUAACAAAUGUUGGUAUGGAAGAAGAGAAACACUGAAAGAUUAAAUUUGUGUUGGACUUUAUGCUCUGACAGUUAAAGUGUAAUUCAACAGUUAUUACAAACUACUUCAAGAAGAAACAUUCAACACUCUGCUACAGGAGAGAAUCUUCAUUUGCAAUGCAGAAACAGUGGAAAAUACUUAUCUUCAUUGUUAUUUCCUUAAAAUGUUGUGUCACAGCGCCUAUUGACAUACGUGAAGAAAUUAGCAAAUAUAAAGAUGUUGCUGACAAAAUUAUUCAAUAUGCUGUCUAUGGUGCUGCCCAAAAUCAGUCUUACAACCGACUGGCCAAAUUCACUGAUAUGUUUGGAAAUAGAGUAGCAGGGUCUCAAAAUCUUGAGAAUUCAAUUAGUUACAUUCUUCAUAGUAUGAUGUCUGAAGGAUUAGAAAAUGUCCAUGGAGAACACGUAAAGGUACCACAUUGGGUGCGUGGUAAGGAAUCUGCUACUAUGCUGGAACCACAAUAUCAUGAAAUGGCCAUUUUGGGGUUGGGUAGCAGUAUAGCUACUCCUAAGAAUGGCAUCAAGGCAGAAGUACUUGUUGUCAACAGUUUUGAAGAAUUAAGAAAGAAAGCACAAUUGGCUGAAGGUAAAAUUGUUGUUUUCAACCAAAAAUGGAUAAGUUAUGGAGAAACAGUUAAAUAUCGGUCCCAAGGGGCAAGUGAAGCAGCCAGAGUUGGAGCUUUAGCCAGUCUUAUCAGAAGUGUUACACCCUUUUCAAUCUAUAGUCCUCACACAGGACAUCAGGCUUAUAGUGAAGGUGUCCGUAAAAUUCCUACAGCCUGUAUAACUGUUGAAGAUGCUGAUAUGAUGGAGCGUAUGUCUAAACGAGGAAGUAAAAUUGUUGUAGUCUUGAAGAUGUCAGCUCAAACACUUAACUCUACUGAUUCCAGAAAUAUUGUUGCUGAAGUUGUAGGUCACAAGUACCCUGAACAGACUGUUUUAGUGAGUGGCCAUAUUGACAGCUGGGAUGUUGGUCAAGGAGCCAUGGAUGAUGGGGGAGGUGCCUUUAUUUCCUGGCAGGCUCUAACAAUUCUUCAUGAAUUGGAUCUGCGGCCUAAAAGAACUGUUCGAGCUGUUUUAUGGACUGCUGAGGUAAGGUAUUUCUUUUUCCAUACAUCCAAGGAAUUUAUCCAGGAAAGGGCAACAAGGAAGGAGGUGGGAGAGAGGGGCUUCCAUAUACUCUCCACAGACAACUUAGAGGGAGCCCUAGCUGAUAUGUGGCAGAAUAUGUGUUUCAUUAACUUGGGCAAGGUAUACAGAAGCAUAUCCCUGAUGUUUGAAACCAAGAAUCAGGCUGAGUUGGUGCAUCAUAUGUCUAUCCACUCAGCUGACAAAAUCACAAAACUCAUAAAAGUUAAACGUGUGAAAUUGAAUAGAAGAGAGCGGAAGUUGAAUCAGCUGAAAUUUUGCAAAAUCUGCCAGGAAAAACAGUCAUCCAUUGGUAAUAACGCCAGAAAUUAUAGUUUAGUGAUGGAAUCAGAUGAAGGCACAUUUACACCAGAAGGGUUAUAUUUCACAGGAAGCAAAGAAGCUGGAAUGAUAAUGAAAGAAGUACUCCUUUUACUGAAGCCAAUUAAUGCCAGCCGGCUAGUCAACAGCAAAGUCUCUGGGGAUAUUAUCUUUUGGGUGAAUGAAAAGGUUCCUGGAGCUACUUUGAUGAACAAAAAUGGAAAAUACUUCUAUUUUCAUCAUACAAAUGCGGAUACAAUAACUGUACAAGAUCCUCAUCAAAUGAACUUGUGUGCUGCAGUAUGGGCUGUAGUGGCUUAUGUUGUUGCUGACCUUCAGAACUUGCUGCCUGUAUAAAUGGAAUACCUUCUUUUCACUCUUUGAUAAUGAUUUCCUAACAUUAAUAAAAAAAAAAAUUUUUUUAAACUUAGAAGUGAUUCUCUCCCCUAAAUAACAUGCUCUCCUCUUAAGUAGCAAUUCCCAAUAUUUCGACUAUAUCUUAAAAUCUUUUAACUGAAAGUUCAACAGUUUUUAUUAUCGAUUGUUUACAUCUUUCUCUUUUAAUUUAUCUCCCAUCUUUAUUCCAUUUUUUCUCAUUAAAUUCAUCAGUGUUUAUUGGAUCUUUGAUUUUAGGAAGAUCUUCUAAAGACUACUUGCUCUGUGACUUGGUUUAUAUCAAAAAACUUUUGCGGAUUAUUCGUAUUAAAAAUGUUAUCCUUACCACAAA